ACUAGCUUUUGGUGUUACUCUUGUGCUCUCAUUUGCCUUGUUUAACUGCACUUACUUUGCACAACUUAAAAGCUCUUUCUCAUUAUCUGAUACACCACUAUAGUCCUCACAUUCAUUAUUUCUCCUACUCUACUCUUUUCUUUUUUUCUCUACUUUGUGAACUUCUACUUCCCAAAUUAGACUUUCCCAAAUCACCCCCCAUUCAUGUUCACAAAAUACUUGGAAACAAACACAAGAACACAAAAUCUUCUUCAAGACAAGGAUGAGUGAUCAGCUUCAGCCAAUGGUGGAGGGACCACCGGCGGCUGUGUCCGAGGACUCAGAGCGGUACGCGCACCGGUCGAUAGAGACACUGGUGGUGGUUUUAGCAGUGAUCACCAUUGUUGGAGUGAUUGCGGGGAUUGUAGCUCGGCUAUGCGGGGGAAGGCACUUUGGUGGCAACGGAGAGCAUGACAUAGAAGGAUGGGUUGAGAGGAAGUGCAGGAGCUGCAUUGAUGGUGGCAUCCCAACUGCAGCAGCAGCAGCAGCAGAGGAGUCAAAACCAGCACCAGCACCACCACAACCGCCACCAGCAGCAGCAGCAGCGGCAGAAGAGAAGUGAAACAUUCAUGAGAUAACACAUUAAGGGUCGGUGUAAAAAUUGGUUUUGUUGAAGCGGCAAAAAAAAAAAAAAAAAGUCAUUUAGUGCAUU
Messenger RNA from Morus notabilis, 691 nucleotides. RefSeq lists its product as uncharacterized. The record is from RefSeq and is a predicted model, not a curated record. The transcript has a single exon. The coding region runs from base 263 to 601 and encodes 112 amino acids. NCBI's taxonomy places the organism in Eukaryota, Viridiplantae, Streptophyta, Magnoliopsida, Rosales, Moraceae.